UGCCCAUAUAAAGAGUGCAAGCAUCAGCGAGAGUGGAGCAAAAUAGAACAAGGUUUGUGUGCUAAAGAAGUUAUCGAUGGAGAGCGAGGUGACGAUGCAGCUCGCGCUGCUACCGGGAGAGACGCUCGUGUGGCAGAAGGGACCCGGCGUUGGCAGCGGACGCUUCGGACAGGUUUCGGCGGCAUUGCGAUUGCCAAGUGCGGAGUUGCUCGCGGUUAAGCAGAUCUUCAUCCAAGAGGAGCUUGAGCUAGGCAACGACGUGAGCUCGCUCUCACUACAGCGCGUCCAAAGCUGGGAGCAGAUUGAGCGCGAGCUGGAUGUGCUGAGUUUACUACAGCGCCACGAACACCACAACAUCGUGCGCUUCCUCGGCAGCGAACGCUACGGACCGACGGUCAACAUGUUCAUGGAAUAUCUUCCGGCGGGUUCGCUGAGCAAACUGCUGAAGGAGUUCGGUCCGUUUGACGAGGAAAUGGUGCAGGUAUAUAUCCGUGAUGUUGUACGCGGUGUGGAGCAUCUGCACGAGUUGGGCAUCGCUCACCGCGACCUCAAGUGCGCCAAUUUGCUGCUUGCAGAUGACGGUGUCAAAAUUGCAGAUUUUGGGACAGCAAAGAGGGCGGUUGAGGAAGAACUGGGUGGAGUUAUUGCAGAGGAGGGAGCACAGGAGAAGUCGAUGGAGACAGCAAGAUCAGUGCGUGAAGGCUUGGGGUCGCCGUUUUGGAUGGCACCAGAGAUCGUUCGUGCUGAAAAAGGAGCGGAUUCCUGGCGUAAGGCGGAUAUCUGGGGAAUUGGAUGCAUCGUGAUUGAAAUGGCAACGGGGAGGCCUCCGUGGGUAAGCUUGUGCCGAGGUGCACGUGAUAUAGGCUUGCUAUUAUGGUUCGAUAACUUCUAUAUGCGUACUUAAAUACUGCUGAUCCGCAAAUUGCAGGAAAACCUGUCGAACCCACUCACCGCCAUGUUCCACAUCGCCUCCGUGACGACAAUCCCAGAGUUCCCGGCCCACCUGUCGCCCACAGCACACGACUUCUUGUUGUUGUGUUUCGAUAAGAAUCCAAACACUCGUGCAACGGCGACGGAGUUGCUCCAGCAUCCUUUCUUACGCAACGACGGUGAAUGCGACUGACUGGAGUUUCGUCAAGAGUUGAUAUCCGAUCUACUACGCUGCGUCUGCUUAUCAAUAAAUAGGCGACACGAACUGUGCAAUACACAAUGCAUGAUCUAUUUGGUCUCAAGUUUACCC
This is a messenger RNA of Phytophthora nicotianae INRA-310, 1240 nucleotides long. RefSeq names its product STE/STE11 protein kinase, variant. Gene Ontology annotation, molecular function: ATP binding; protein kinase activity. The record is from RefSeq and is a predicted model, not a curated record. The transcript has 6 exons. Gene Ontology annotation, biological process: protein phosphorylation. The coding region runs from base 77 to 904 and encodes 275 amino acids. Lineage: Eukaryota; Oomycota; Peronosporomycetes; Peronosporales; Peronosporaceae.